CCCAGCGAUGGGAGAGCGUGUGGAAAAGCGACAGGGAAAAUUGGGGGGAUGUGGAUUACAUCUCGUACUCCCAUUGGCCACCAUCAUUAUCCUUGCUGCGCAGGCGCAGGCUAUGACGUCAUCAGCUGUCGUGAAGGACGAAACUUUGGGGGAUGCUGCACUGACAUCGCAUUCAGCAGCCAAAAUCCUUGAAGACGUCCAAACCAUCAGCGCAGUUCAGGAUUGGAGUUUGCUGUGUAAAGAGCUCUGCGGAGCUGGCCUGGGCGUUGCUUCAACGCCUGAUGUGGCCAAGAACACGAUCCUGAGACCGGAGUCGGAUGUGGCCAAGUGCCGGCAACUGUGUGGACUGCCUAGGGGUGAAACGGGCGACUUGGUCUGCUCGAGCUUCUGUCGUCAGAGGGGUCACUCGCUGCCCGGAUGCAGUCCCUGCCAGCAGGAGGUGCGCAGGAUGAAGGAGGCGAAGGAGAAUGAGGAAAAGGAGAAGGAGGAGGAGGUUCGAAAGGACGAGGAGAAGGCCAGUGGAGUGCUGGGCGAUCCAACACACGGUUCCAGAGUCGCGGAGAAUGCAGAACGGAGAUCGGUCGACGAUGCACUGUGGACAGUGACCACAGUGGCCGUGGCAGCCGCCUCGGAUACGGAUACGACGACCACUCCGGCUCCGGACUGGGACGAAGUGUGCAAGGUGCUCUGCAAGACUGGCGAUGGCGGGUCUUUGUGCAACUGUGAUUUAUCGCCGUUCUUCAGCUGAGCGAUCCCCACCUUCCUGAGGGGAUCGCUACCGAUGGAGGCGCUAAAUCACAAACCCAUAUAUAUGGAUCGAGAAUUAUCUGAUGUUUUGUUGUUCUUCGUUUUUGAACUUCAGUUAGUGCUAUUGUUGUCAUGAAAAAGUAUCUCCCAUAUAUAAUCUAUAUCGGAAAACUUGUUACGAAAGUUUAGUUAAAUACUGUAAAGAGAUAAACAAAAAACUAUAGAAAAAUCAACAAAAAAAACACACAAAAAAAAACAAUUCAAUAUAAAUAAUACAUAGAGAAGAAUAUACGAGGAGGAGGAGCAAGCAAAAAAAAUUCCCUAUGCGAAUCAAUUAAUUUGUAACUAAUUUCAAUUACAACUAACUAUAGAAAGCUAUAGAGUAAGCAAGGGGGCACCAUGCCCCCAACUCGGAAACAGCAGAAUCACGCAGGGCUUCCAGUGCGCCGCCUCGGAGGAUGAGGAUCCCCAACCAAAGGAAUCCAAAGCCCUCCGGACGGACACAACCCGUAUUUAGAUGAUUAGUCAAGGAAUUGGACUGAGGAGACACAAGAAGAACAACCAAUUAAUAUCAAUGUACACAACAUAUCGUGCGGUAAACACUA
This is a messenger RNA of Drosophila yakuba, 1352 nucleotides long. RefSeq lists its product as uncharacterized. The record is from RefSeq and is a predicted model, not a curated record. NCBI's taxonomy places the organism in Eukaryota, Metazoa, Arthropoda, Insecta, Diptera, Drosophilidae. The transcript is spliced from 3 exons. Bases 8 to 748 code for a protein of 246 amino acids.